GGUGUCCGCCUAUCAGUCUCCCAGCCAAACACACGUGGAUUUCCACGAACACAAAUCAGAAACAAACAACACCAUGGCUUAUCAGGGACUCGAAUACGACGGAUGCAAUUUCUUCAGACAGAGACUAGUGUUGUCUACCCUAAGUGGGAAAAGGGUUAAGAUAAAAAAUAUUAGAUCCAAAGACGACAACCCGGGGCUUCGCGAUUUUGAAGCCAGCUUCAUCAGGCUCUUGGACAAAGUGACGAAUGGCACCAGAAUAGAGAUUAACCAAACAGGCACUUCUUUAUUUUACCAGCCUGGCUUGUUGUAUGGAGGUGUUGUAGACCAUGACUGUAACCCACAACGUUCCAUUGGAUAUUAUCUGGAGGCCUUGCUGUUGCUGGCACCAUUUAUGAAAAGUCCCUUGAAGGCGACACUGAAGGGAGUGACCAAUGACCCUACGGAUCCCUCGGUUGACUUGCUAAAGUCUGCAGCCCUCCCUGUGAUGAAAAAAUUUGGCAUUGAAGGGGAGGGUAUGGAUCUUAAGGUGGUGAAGAGAGGGAUGGCCCCUGAUGGAGGAGGAGAAGUAGUCUUUACCUGUCCUGUUCGUAGGACCAUCCGGCCAGUCCAGCUUACUGAUGCAGGCAAGAUAAAGCGGAUCAGAGGAGUAGCAUACUCGGUGCGAGUUUCCCCCCAGAUGGCCAGCCGGAUUGUGGAAUCAGCCAGAAGCAUCCUCAACAAUUUCAUUCCAGAUAUCUACAUUUACACUGAUCACAUGAAAGGGACCAGCUCCGGAAAGUCUCCAGGCUUCGGUCUGACAUUAGUAGCAGAGACACUGCAGGGGUGCUUCCUCAGCGCUGAGAUGUCGUCCACACCCAAGGGACAGGGGGACCCCGUGCUGCCGGAGGACUUAGGCAGAAACUGUGCCAAGCUGCUUUUGGAGGAGAUAUACAGGGGUGGUUGUGUCGAUUCGACCAAUCAGAGCCUUGCACUGCUCCUCAUGAUCCUGGGCCCACAAGACGUGUCCAAGGUGCUGCUCGGACCCCUCUCUCCAUACACGAUUGAGUUCCUCAGACAUAUCCAAGAUUUCUUCCAGGUCAUGUUCAAGAUAGAGACACAGAAGCCUUCAGAAGAUGAGAGGAAGGGUGGAGACAAAGUCUUGAUGACUUGUGUAGGAGUAGGUUACAGCAACAUUAAUAAAGCCAUCAAAUAAAGA
This is a messenger RNA of Lampris incognitus (smalleye Pacific opah), 1195 nucleotides long. It is a transcript of the gene rcl1, whose product is annotated as RNA terminal phosphate cyclase-like 1. The coding region runs from base 74 to 1192 and encodes 372 amino acids. Gene Ontology annotation, cellular component: nucleolus. Lineage: Eukaryota; Metazoa; Chordata; Actinopteri; Lampriformes; Lampridae. Gene Ontology annotation, biological process: ribosome biogenesis; endonucleolytic cleavage of tricistronic rRNA transcript (SSU-rRNA, 5.8S rRNA, LSU-rRNA). The record is from RefSeq and is a predicted model, not a curated record. Gene Ontology annotation, molecular function: RNA endonuclease activity. The transcript is spliced from 9 exons.